Molecule: messenger RNA, 5793 nt
Organism: Coregonus sp. 'balchen'
Lineage: Eukaryota; Metazoa; Chordata; Actinopteri; Salmoniformes; Salmonidae
Source: the annotation of a GenBank genome assembly
GUCAUAACGUUCUUUCACUUCCUGCCCACGCAAAUUGCACUUCCCAAAUCGUCCGCUGUUCUGGUUUAGAAGGCCAAAUAGCGACAGGUCAGUGAGUUUCAAGUUAUUUAUCAACUACAUUAUUAUUAGCAAUGGUUUAAAAUAUAUUUUACUACACAUCAUAUCUUUGUUGAUAUUUCUACUGUAUUUUGGUGCUUGUAUGACCGCUGCUUUCACAGCUAAAGCGACAUAACGUCAGUCAUUGGAAAAGUCCUUGAGGAUUUUAUGGCUAGCCGGUUGUUGCUAGCCGGCUCGCUAACGCUAGCUAGUAACGUUACCUAUCUAACAACAUGCAAUUGUCAUAGUGUAAAGCGUUAUUGUAUUUUGCUUUUUGGAAGUAAUACAUUUUGCUAUAAUAUAUCAAGUCACGCAGUAAAAAUAGCGUUGAACGGAGCCUGGGACACCUGGGUAGACGGUUGGCAUUUGUUUUCGGGGAACACAGUUGUCUUGCUAGAACACUCAUGUCCUCAACUAGCGAGCUAACGUUAACCUAACUAACCUAUGCAGUCAACAGAUAUUCAGCAGUGUAGCUUCUUCUCUCUCGCAUCGCAUGUUGUCAUCACAAGGACCAGCUGAGCGCUGACAUAAGGGUCGUAAUGAUCAUCACACAUUAACGAUUUUCGUAACAAGCACAUAUACUAACCUUUUAGCAAUGGAACUUAGUUAGCUACCUACCUAUGGUUUGUUUGUUGAAAAACAGACAAGAUAUUGGAUGAUAACAUAAGGCAGAUUUCUACAUUAUGUCAUGACAAACAAAGUAAGACCAAUACAGGUUUUCUGAAUGAGUGCAAUGUAUCAUCUGCCAACAGAUUUCACAUUGUCUGUUUAAUAGGUCAGUGACCUCAAAAAAACCAUUGGCCAAUUUAUAUGCACAUACCCUGUAUUGCACCUGUUGCAUGUCACAUGAUUGAUAAUAACAUGUUUCUGUUUUUAUUUCUCUACCCCGUUCUUCUUCGUGUGUUGUUGGCAUGUUCCAGGCAUGUCUGCGGCGUUGCGUGUACUAUAUUCCGUAUCCCGGCCAGGUAAGACCUCACCUGAGGAGGGAGGGAUGGACGGAUAAAUGAAUGGAUGGAUGGAUGGAGGGGUUUGGAGGAUGGAUAUUGAUGAUGUGGUGCACUACUUUAUUGAUAGAAAAGUCACUCUGGUCGUCACUGCAGGCAACAGUUCAAGAGAAAAUGUAGGCGAUACUCAGUUAUUUGGGGUAAACAGUAGUUACAAAUAGCCAAAACCCAUCUCAAAUAUCUAUGAAGAUACUGACUGUAAGUUGCUCUGGAUAAGACUGUCUGCUAAAUGCCCUAAAUGGAAGAUGAGUCAAUGCUAUUAUUUGUUAGCUGCCAUUGAAGUCUACUUGCUAAUUGUUGACCACUUGUGGUAAACAUUUCCCUGGUAGAUCCAUUCCAUCCUCUGGCUUGUCAUAAUUUGACUCCUUUAUUUUUUCACAGGCACCUUUGCGGCUGGACACAUUCUGGUGCGUCCAAUCAGUCUGUCAGCCCAGAGAGAGGGAUUCAGUAAGUACUGCCUCUUCCCCGGCUCUCAAGGCACGUUCGAUUUGCAUCACCGGGUGCCCCGGGUGGGCGGCAUUUGCACAUUCCAUUAGUCCUAAAGGGAAAUCCCCACCCAUCCGGGGCACCGGGAAAUUCAAAACGAGCACACCCAGUGUCUCUCAUAUACACCUGACCACUGUGAUCCCCACACAGCUGCACUUUGUUUGCCUUUGAUUAGUAUGAAUGUUUAGACACGCACUCAACAUUAAUCUCACUGUCUUUUUCUCUCCCUCUCUCUGUAGAGUAUGUGAAUGCUCAGGAUCUGCCCACAGACAUGAAGUCCAUAACAGACCGAGCCGCUCAGACUCUGCUGUGGACGGAGCUCUUCAGAGGUCAGUUUCACUCCUGACUCUUCAUGACACUGACCUCGCCACUGACCUCCACAUGACACCGACCGCCAUGUCUGAAAUGGCGCUGUAUUCCCUAUAUAAUACACUACCUUUGACCAGGGCCCAUAGGGUGUCAUUUCAGACACAGCCACUGAAUAACCUGGUCCCAGAUUUUUGUUGUUGCUAUUUUGCCAACUCCUAUGACAACUUUCAUAGGAGUUGACAAGAGGGCACCAAAAGAUCAGGGACCAGCCUUGCAAUGACUGUGAUAUGUGGUUGUUUUGCCUACCUUAGUUGAAUGCACUUGUAGGUUGCUCUGGGUAAGCGUGUCUGCUAAGUGACCAAAAUGUAAAAUAAAGGCUACAUACUGACAAAGUAGUCUUUACCUGAAAUCUGUACCUCUCCGGUGCCAUUUUGGAUGCAACCAGUGCAGUGUAUAACAUCACUUCCUGCUCCCCCAGGAUUGGGCAUGACCAUGAGCUACCUGUUCAGAGAGCCGGCCACUAUAAACUACCCGUUUGAGAAGGGGCCCCUGUCGCCACGUUUCCGCGGUGAGCACGCCCUGCGCAGGUACCCCUCUGGAGAGGAGCGCUGCAUCGCCUGCAAGCUGUGUGAAGCCAUCUGCCCCGCCCAGGUACAUAGAAACACACCUGUGGCCUGUUGCACCAGUUGGGUGUUAAAACGUGGUCUAAAAUGUUAGGUCGGGCAUAGCUACGUCCGACUUUGUGAUCAGAAUUUACACCUGUUGCACCAACCCAAAAUAAGACUAGUCACAGCUAUGUCUGGUGUAAGCAAUGUGCGUUCAUGAGAUUUAAUGCUUCAUAAUGAUGGUUGCUAGGCAGCACCCGUUACUAGGCUGUUACCAUCCUCGUGGCAGUUCUAAACUUUGCGAGGCAUGUCACUUCCAUAGAGAUAGAACAGUCCAUCCCUUUGCAUAGCCCACCACUAUGCAUUAACCUUUUCUUAACCACAACUGGAUGAAUCCAUAAAGAGUUACUGUGGGAAUGAAUAUUAUAUUUAUUUAAAUCGGGAGCCCAUUGAGACAAGGGUCUCAUUUUCAAUAGUGCCCUGAGGACAACAAAUUCAACACGAACAUUCCCCCAAAACGUUUAUAUAUAUAUAUAUAUAUAUAUAUAUAUAUAUAUAUAUAUAUAUAUAACAAUACAAAUUCAUUUUUUAUUUAUUAUUUUUUUACAUUCAAUCUAAACAAAUGCAAUUCUCAUUUAACAAUUUCAACAUUAGACUCCUAAACUGCCCUAGUGACACCAGGGAAUCAAGACGCAGGGAGAUCUGUAGGUUAUUCAAAAUAUUGGGGGCAUUAAAACUGAAGGCGGAUUUACCUAAUUCGGUGGAGAGACCCGAGGAACCUCGAGUGAACGGAUUUAGGAUCUCAUGUUUUUAUACUUCAACAACAAAGUUAGGUAAGUCGGAAGCUUGUGUAGUAGAGCUUUGUAAACAAAAAGGGAAUAGUGAAGUGAUCUACGUGACUUUAAUGAGGACCAGCCAAACUCUUCCUUCAGGAUGCAGUCAUGUGUAUCAAAACUGUAAUCUGUGAUAAAGCGAAGGGCGCUAUGGUAGACAGCAUCUAAAGGUUUAAGAGUAGUGGCUGCUGCAUUCUGGUAAAUGGUGUCACUCACCAUAGUCAAGAACUGGCAGGAAAGUUGACUGUACAAUCUGCUUCCUGCUGUUUAGGGAGAAGCAAUAUCUAUUUCUAAAAAAAGAAGCCCACUUUAAAGUAUGUUUUUAAAACGUUCAAUCCUUGUCAAUCCAAAUGCCCAGAUAUUUAUAAGCGGGAAACCUAUCUUUAGUCUAGAUUACUCCUCUAGUCUUUAGCACUGAUCAGAACAUUUUGCUAGCAUGUUAUGUAGCCUAUAACAAGUGGAUGAUUUAGCUGUUUACUCGCAUAGUAGCUUACUCCCGACCAAAAGCCGGUGACUUGUCUGAUGUGAUUUUGUUUCACUGAAUCUCUGUCUGUAUAUUUGGUUAAUUGGUCUCUGGCUUGGCAAAUAAGUGGAGGUGGCAACUCAUUUAUCACUGAUCAGAAACAUUUAGUGUGCUAUAACGUUGCCUAAAUCCACAGUAUUUUUUUGCUGAUGACUCGUGCAUAGGCAACUCCAAAAGUCAGUGGAGGUUGUGAAAUAUGAACGCGAGAUUCACAUGCUUUUAGAAAUAGAUUGCUAUUCUUUCUAUCGGUAUCAUGAUGAAGAUAGUCUCAAUUUAACACCCUAGGCCUGCUCCCUACUAGACGGCUCAUAGUAGGCUUACUCCCAGGUGGUGCAACGGGUAUAAUUUUUUGAUCCGGCGUUGAGCGCAUUUUAUGUUGGAUGUAGAGUUACGACCAACUGGUGCAACCGGCCCCUAUAGUGUUUAAACGCCUGUACUAUUCACAUCUGCAUAUCCCUACCACUCCCAGGGCAUUAAAACACUUGCACUUUACAACGUAAAUACCUCUAUGUCUGUGUCCCAAAUGGCACACAUACAUAGAUCCCUACAUAGUGCACCCUAUAGGCCCUGGUCAAAAGAAGUGCACCAUUUACAGAAUAAGGUGCCAUUUGGGACACAUCCUAUGUCUGCUAUACUACAACACCUUCAAGCUCACCGCCCUAAACAUGAUUUACCUCCCUCCCCCCCCCAUAUGCAUAGGCCAUCACCAUCGAGGCAGAGCCCCGUUCGGACGGCAGCAGGAGGACGACGCGCUACGACAUCGACAUGACCAAAUGUAUUUACUGUGGCUUCUGCCAGGAGGCCUGUCCUGUUGACGCCAUCGUGGAGGUGAGCAGGACCUUCUACCUCACUACUGUGGUCGGUGUCCCAAAUGGCACCCUAUUCCCUGCGUAGUGCACUACAUUUGACCAGAAGUAGUGCACUAUGUAGGAAAUGGCACAAAACCCCUCUAGCAUAGCUUCCCUCUGUAGAUGUCUGGACGUUCAGAUUCCUGUAGAGAAUGAUGUUGGCGUAAAGGACCUGUGAAACUAUUUGGUCUGGUGUCUCUGAUUGAAACCCCCCCCCCCCCCCCACUCUUAUUCUCCCUUUUCGUUCCCCCUCCCUCAGGGCCCCAACUUUGAGUUUUCCACAGAGACCCAUGAGGAGCUGCUCUACAACAAAGAGAAACUGCUCAACAACGGAGACAAGUGGGAGGCCGAGAUCGCUGCCAACAUACAAGCUGAUUACCUCUAUCGAUAGACAGGCUGGCUGACGCGCGCACAUACACACCCACACCGACCGACUGACCAUACUCUGCUGAUAACCAUAAAACACACACACACGAUUCGGUAUGACAGACUGACACACACAUUGUAUAGAUAUCCGUCAGCCUCUUUGACACAGACACACAUCCAUCCAUACUGUACAGUUGAUCCAGAUCAGUGGUUCACACCGAGACCUGUUUCCAGAGAUCCAGACAGAAACGUUUAUCUAUACUGCAUAGAUAUUGAAUGGGACUUGGAUGAAUGGGACAAAUAAACAGCAGGAAGCCACAGCUCUCCAGAACCAGGUCUGUGUGGACCACUGUCAUAAUAAGCUCAGCUUACCCACAGAGAGAAGCACCCUCAGUCUCCUGUACCGGCAGCCAGCCCACAGAUGCCUAUCCUGGGCCACAUUCAAUAGGAAUACGUUGUGGAAAGUUGCAUAAAGAAAUGACAUGAAUAGAGUUGACAUGAUUAUUUAUUCUACUUGUCAGAGGCAUGUUUGUUCUACAUACCAUAUUUCUAUCUGAACGUUCCACAACGCUGUGCCCUGGUGAACGCACCCGUGAUGUCUCUAUGCUCAACAGUACUGUCUAUCUGAUUUGAGGUAAGAUAUUGUCCCUAACCAAACAAAUCUUUCCAUGUGUUAGUGGUUAGGGACAACUACCUACUUUGUGUCCCAAAUGGCACCCUAUU